Messenger RNA from Myxocyprinus asiaticus (Chinese sucker), 3112 nucleotides. RefSeq names its product nectin-1-like. Lineage: Eukaryota; Metazoa; Chordata; Actinopteri; Cypriniformes; Catostomidae. Gene Ontology annotation, biological process: heterophilic cell-cell adhesion; protein localization to cell junction; homophilic cell-cell adhesion. The coding region runs from base 781 to 2271 and encodes 496 amino acids. The record is from RefSeq and is a predicted model, not a curated record. Gene Ontology annotation, cellular component: adherens junction. The transcript is spliced from 6 exons.
UCUUAGGCAGAUCAAGUGAAGCCGACAAAUUCCCGAGUAACUCUUUAGAGGACGCUUAGGGGGCCGUUCAACACUGACGCGUUUUUGCGUGUGUCUCCACUAGUUCUUUGUUUUAUUUAUAUCUCUAUGCAAACAUGCGCUAGACUGACGUCUUUGAUCGUUGCGCCACAGUUGAAAAUGCUUCUCGAGACACUGGCGCUCGUGGCGCUGUGUCUAGUUUUAAGCGCAAGUACGAUUUCUAUGUGAACGGCCCCUUAUAGAGACUUAGCUACUGUAUGUCAAAGACACAUGGAUGGAGAUGACCGCUCCAGGACAACUGCACAUCAAUUGACCGAUCAAAACCCGAUAACUAUAUAGUUCAGGCAGAAGGCUAACUUGACAGGGACCUCAAUCGUAGGCUGAUACUAUCCAUUCUUCAUUAUCCUCAGUGAUUCGUGCUUUAAGCUGAUUUAUGUUCGAUCCGCUGCCCACGCGCAGCCGAAAGUAAUUUUUGUUUUCAAGUGGCCUCGCGCGCAGUUCAAAGUUCGUCUCAAUGCGCGUAAUUGUUUUACUGUUACAGGAUUUUAAAGGGCUCGGACCAGCGCGUGGAACCCAUCCUGACUGGAUGACGAGUUAAGUGUCAUAAAACAGUUGUACAUCUGAUCAUCCUCGGUUGUCCUGGCCGCCAGACGCAUCUCAAUAAAUGGAGAACUUGGAUAAUUGUUCUUUAAGGGAAUGAGAGCUCUGUUAAUUUAAUAUCGCACCAGCUAUUUUUGAAUUCGUUGCAUAUCAAACCAGAACAUGAUGUUUUUGAAUUUGGUGCUUCCACUGAUGGCUACCCUUUUGACAACAGGUGUUCAUGGCCAAAUGGUCAAGAUGGACAGCAGUAAGUCAGGAUUUGUGGGCUCACAGAUAGAGCUGCGCUGUCAGUUUGUCAACAGCAACCCACCUGUAAAGAUCUCCCAGGUCACAUGGCAGAAAUUGGUCAAUGGCACCAAGCAGAACGUGGCCAUCGCCAAUCCUGCGCUGGGUGUGUCAGUGCUUUCACCCUUUAAAGAGCGUGUACGCUUCAAAAACCCUGCUGUCCGCCAGCACACUCCUUCUCUGGAAGACACCACCAUAGUUUUUAACAAACUGAGACUGUCUGAUGAAUCUACCUACAUCUGCGAGUACACAACCUUUCCAGCAGGCAACAGGGAGAACAUGGUCAAUCUGACUGUUUACGCUCGCCCUAUGAUCCAGAUGGGUCUGUCCACACCCUCUAUAGUGGCAGGAUCCAAAGACCUGAAGAUGAUUGUUGCCACAUGCGUUUCAGCCAAUGGGAAGCCACCUAGUGUGAUCACAUGGGAAACUGAUUUGGAUGGAGAAUCCAACACCCAGGAGAUCCGCAACCUUGAUGGGACCGUCACAGUGCGCAGUGAUUACUUGGUGGUUCCCAGUCGAGAAAUACACCAACAGCUGCUCACCUGCGUUUCCACAUAUAAUGACGAACAAUACACUGAAAGUGUAACGCUCAACAUUCAGUAUGAACCAGAGGUGAUAAUUGAGGGCUUUGAUGGGAAUUGGUAUUUGAACAGAGAAAAUGUUCAGCUCACCUGCCUGGCUGAUGCCAACCCACCCAUCUCUUUGUUUCAGUGGAGAUACUUGAACGGUUCCCUGCCGAGUACAGCAGAGGUCCGAGAAGACGUGCUGAUGUUCAAAGGACCUGUAACCUAUGACAUAGCAGGCAAAUAUAUCUGUGAUGCCUCCAACAGCAUUGGGACAGGAUCGGCAUCCACUGAGGUCACCGUCACGGAAUUCCCUAGUUACCCACGUGAGAUGUCUCAGGAGCAACAUCAUGUGGGUACUGUCAUUGGUGGAGCUGUUGUGUGUGGUGUGGUGCUUUUGGCGGCCAUUACUCUCCUGGUAGUGUUUGUCUAUCGGCGGAGAUGCAUGUUUAAAGGAGAUUACAGUACCAAAAAACAAAUCAUUGGAAAUGGCUAUGACAUGGCUGGCAGCCUGCCCCAGCAUCCCUCUCAGAGCAUGACCUUCUCCGAAGACUCAGAUGAAGAGAUGAAAAAGCUCGAAUUUUACAGAGGCUCCAGUUUAUUAGGAGGAAACAUUCAGGAGUUUCACAGCAGCCAAGAUAGCAGAAUGAAGGCCUACCACACGGGACUCAUUGAGGAGCAUGAGAGGUGUGGAUACAAUGAACAGACUUACAUUUAUGAUUAUGGAUCUGAGGUAGAAGUCUCAGUGGACAUGGUUCCUCAAAUGGACGGCUCUGUCAUUUCCAAAGAAGAGUGGUAUGUGUAGAAGUUGAAGACUUUGAGCUUCUCAGCAUGUUUCUCAUCUUCUACCUUCCCCUCAAACUCAUUCCUUGCCAUCUCCCUCCUUUAAAGCAGGAACUGGGUUACAUUUGUGUGAAUAUCUGAAUUGUUGACAUGAAAGUCCAAACUAAUGAAGGAUGGUUCUGAACUGACAAAUGAUUGGCCAUGUCAUUGAUUUUGCAUGAGAUAAUGACCUCUUACAAACACUAAAAGCUUUUGCAAGCUGGAUGUGGGUUGAUAUCUUGAGGGUGCUCUGCCAUUGUAAUGAGAAAACAGUUUUGCUUCUGUGUUUACUCUAGGGCAUUAGUUUUAAACUGUAGUAUGUCCCAUAAACUGUGAAAGUCUUACUGGAUAUAAUUUUGCGCAAGAUUCAGGAAAAUAUUGGCUGUUGCUGUGUCAGAUAUUGUGUUGUUUUUGAAACAGAAUAGUGACUUUCUGGCUGCUUUUAUCACAGUUCUUAAAAACAACUACCCUGGAAACACAUACAGCUAAAUCAAAUAUUUUCCACAAUAAACCCCUAUAAUAAGUCCCUGCACUGUAUCAGCAAUUUACUGCAUACCUUAGUGGCUGCAAUACUAAGUGUUAACAUGUAGUGUCAAUGCCAUUUUAUGAGAUUACAUAAUAUGCUGUACUACAUAAAUGGUUUAAAUUGGGUUUUUUUUUUUAGGUCUCUUUGUGUAAACUAAUGUUUUAACUAAUGUUUCUUAUGGGUGUCCUUGGAUGGAUGAUCACCCUGGGCAUCAUACUCAGUAUAGCAGGCACAAUACUUGAUCAACAAACAGUAGCAGCACAAGCACACAGGGUCAGAAAAUUUGACAAAUUUAUAU